AUGUGGAGAAGUCUAAUGGUCAAAGAGCAAAUGAUUGAACGCAAACCAACAGUCGCACUUCAUGCGGUCAUAGCAUACUGCCAGCGAUUCGCAACCAACUGCAGAUCACCAAAAUCGAAACGCAACACAGAAUUUCUGACGGCACAGGAAUAUGAAAAUGCACUGAAAACCCUUGUUCGCCUUUCUCAACAGGCAGUAUUUCAAGCGGAACUUCAAUAUAUGCAGGGCAAAGAAAAAGGUUCGCUUGAGGGAUUUCAGUUAAAAUCGUCGAUCAAGGACCUUAACCCAAGUCUAGAUUCUGGCCUGCUACGAGUGCAGGGCCGUAUUUCCAGAUCGCCAGGAAUAUACGACAGCCGUUUCCCGAUGAUAUUGCCGGCAAAUCAUCAUCUCUCUAAGUUGAUCGCUAAAUCGAUUCAUCACCAAACGCUCCAUUCGGGACCAACGCAGCUCCUUGCCAUCAUCAAGCAGCGCUUCUGGCCAGUUCGUGGUAGGGAUCUUGCUCGAAGGACAGUUGGCCAGUGCGUGACAUGCUUCCGCUGCCGUCCAAAAACAAGCGACCAGUACAUGGCACCACUACCUCCAGUUCGCAUUACGACUGCAAAAGUGUUCGAGCAUACGGGGCUGGACUACUGUGGGCCGUUUCUCGUUCGACAACUCGCGGGAAGAGGCGCUUCGGUAAAAGUCUGGGUAGCAGUGUACGGCUGUUUCGUCGUAAAGGCCGUGGUGCUAGACAUCGUCGCCGGGUUGUCAGCAGCCGCGUGUGUUAGUUCGUUAAGACGCUUCGUCAGCCGUGUCGGUCGUGUUCGCGUCAUACACUGCGAUAACAGCACAUCGUUCGUUGGCGCGAAUCGUGAAAUCAAGGAGAUGCGACAACAGUUCUUCGAACAAUUGAAGUCCAGCAAAUAA
Topomyia yanbarensis is the source of this 906-nucleotide messenger RNA. RefSeq lists its product as uncharacterized. NCBI's taxonomy places the organism in Eukaryota, Metazoa, Arthropoda, Insecta, Diptera, Culicidae. The transcript is spliced from 2 exons. The coding region runs from base 1 to 906 and encodes 301 amino acids. The record is from RefSeq and is a predicted model, not a curated record. Gene Ontology annotation, molecular function: nucleic acid binding.